This is a messenger RNA of Spodoptera litura, 1598 nucleotides long. Lineage: Eukaryota; Metazoa; Arthropoda; Insecta; Lepidoptera; Noctuidae. The record is from RefSeq and is a predicted model, not a curated record.
AUGCUCGCCACGCCCACGUAUGUGACAGAGAGGGCAAUUAUGGAGAUGGUCCUUUUCACUCGAGGGUCGCGGGGGGCAGGGCCCGCUAUUACAUGUUUUACAACUAAAACAGACUCUAAUAAUGAAUUUUAUGAGUUCAAACUUGUUGAAAUUGUGUUACAGCCAAAGGAGUUGGAAAAAUUAGAGGAAGCAAAGUUAAAGGCAAAGUUCCCUAAUGCCAUGCUUGGAAGAGGACCGGGAGGCCACUCCGCAUUCCUACAGAAGAGGCUAGCUAAGGGGCAAAAGUUCUUCGAUUCUGGAGAUUACCAAAUGGCUAAACAGCGGCCAGGCAACUUGGCUCAACCAUUCAAAGCUCCUGCUGCUCCUGCUAAGCUGCCAACUGGUGAUGCCAUCCCCACUCCUGAAACCGUCCCGCUGCGCAAGACAUCCAUCAUCCAGCCCAAGUUCCAGGCACCCAGCCAGACUUCCUAGCCCACAGUGUCCGUUGUUGACAUUAGGCCGUGUCACUAACUAAUAUUCCAGAAGGUCUGUACAAUGUUUUCUUCUACAAUCAUUAUAAACAUGGCUUCACUGAGUAAAUAGAAUGCAAGUGACUGUUUGCACAUUCCCAGUCCAGCUUCUUAUUAUAUGAGCAUUAUUAUCAUUUAUUUGCAUGCAUUGUUUUCCUAGUGAGGCCUAGAACAGAUCUAUAAAAUGUAUGAGAUAGAUAUAAUGAUUGCAGUACAUCACAUUUUAAUCACAUACAUUUUAUUUGUUUCUAUUAAUAAUCUUGUAGAAAGUCAUUGUAUAUUAGGGCACAUUUUUGUUUUUGCAAGUAACGCGUCGCACUUGGCAUCGCUUUUAUUUUUAUAUAAAUGUUUAUCUAAGUCGCAUUAAUUCAUUUCUCAUCACAACAUUUUUCUUAGCACCUUGAUUGAUAGUUAAUUAUCUACAUUGUGAUUCGUAAUUAGUCUGUGUUGAAAUUUAAACAAAACUUUUAUAAGAACAGCUGUUAUAUUGAUGUAUAAUAAAAUUGAUAAAUUAGUUAUAAUGUUGUGUGUUAAGGAUACGUGUGAAUUAGGUAUGUUCUAAUGAUAUUGUCAUAUUCUUGUUCACCUCCAGCCAUGUGCCAGUGGUUAAGUAAAUGUCAUCACUUGCCAAACAUGCCUGUAAACGGGUGUUGUUUGUGGUAUACUACUCAUGCUUCGCGCUGCAUUGAUUUUAACAUGACGCAUACACAUAUUUACCGAACUUUUUGACUUCUGUGAAAGUGACGAUUGCAUGGUCUUGCCCAAAGUAUUUGCGAGGUCUAUUGUAUCCAAAUAAAAAAUGUUAUAAUAAUAACUUUCAUAAAAUAUUUAUUCUAAAUGGUCCAGUGAUAAGUAAUGAAAUAUGGCAGAAAUAUAAAAUAACAUCAGAUGCAGCACAACUGGCUAUGUUCAUUUUAAUAAGUAAAAUUAUUCCAGCUAAUAUUAGUACAAGUAGUUCAAUGUUAGAUUGGUUGAAUCUUUGUUCUAUGGCCAGAUAUAGAUAUGUUCUUUUAGAUAUAAACAUUUGCUGUAGAAUGUAUUGUCAUCACUUUUUAAAAACCAGUAAUGUACAUAAUGUGUUAAAGAAAA